This is a messenger RNA of Neomonachus schauinslandi (Hawaiian monk seal), 3045 nucleotides long. It is a transcript of the gene TBKBP1, whose product is annotated as TBK1 binding protein 1. NCBI's taxonomy places the organism in Eukaryota, Metazoa, Chordata, Mammalia, Carnivora, Phocidae. Gene Ontology annotation, cellular component: cytoplasm. Gene Ontology annotation, biological process: canonical NF-kappaB signal transduction. The record is from RefSeq and is a predicted model, not a curated record.
GCCCUUGCCAUGGAGUCCAUGUUUGAAGAUGACAUCAGCAUCCUGACCCAGGAGGCACUGGGGCCCAGUGAGGUGUGGCUGGAUGCCCCCGGAGACCCCUCGCUGGGGGGGGACAUGUGCUCCGCCUCCCACUUCGCCCUCAUCACAGCCUAUGGGGACAUUAAAGAGCGCCUGGGAGGUCUGGAGAGGGAGAAUGCCACCCUCCGCCGCCGUCUCAAAGUCUAUGAGAUCAAGUACCCGCUGAUCAAUGACUUUGGAGAGGAGCACGGCUUCUCUCUGUAUGAAAUCAAGGAUGGCUCCCUGCUGGAGAUGGAGAAGGUCAGCCUACAGCAACAGCUCAACCAGUUCCAGCAUGAGUUGCAGAAGAAUAAGGAGCAGGAAGAACAGCUUGGGGAGAUGAUCCAGGCUUAUGAGAAACUUUGCGUGGAGAAGAGCGACCUGGAGACAGAGCUGGGGGAGAUGCGGGCCCUGGUGGAGACCCACCUGCGGCAGAUCUGCGGCCUGGAACAGCAACUGCAGCAGCAGCAAGGCCUCCGGGACGCCGCCUUCUCCAGCCCCAGCCCCCCGCCCGCCCCUGCCCCACCAUGUGCUGAUCUGGACCUGCACUACUUGGCACUGAGAGGGGGAUCUGGCCUGAGUCACGGCUGGCCGGGCCCCGCAGCCAGCGUGAGUGAGCUGGAGCGGCGGCGGUUGGAAGAGGCUCUGGAGGCUGCCCAGGGCGAGGCCCGGGGGGCUCAGCUUCGGGAGGAGCAGCUCCAGGCUGAGUGCGAGCGGCUGCAGGGGGAGCUGAAGCAGCUGCAGGAGAGCAGGGCCCAGGAUCUUGCGUCCAACCAGUCAGAGCGGGACAUGGCGUGGGUAAAAAGAGUCGGGGAUGAUCAGGUGAACUUGGCGCUGGCUUACACGGAGCUGACAGAGGAGCUGGGCCGGCUGCGGGAGUUGAGUUCCCUGCAGGGGAGGAUCUUGAGGACUCUGCUGCAGGAGCAGGCCCGGAGCGGCGGCCCGGCCCCGCAGCCCCGGCCCCCGCCGCCCCCGCCGCCGGGCGAGAGGACGGCGGCCGAGCGCGCCUACGCCAAGCCGCCCAGCCACCACGUGAAGGCCUGCUUCCAGGGCCGCCGCAGCUACUCGGAGAUGGCGGAGGGCGCGGGCUACGCGGGCGCCUCCCCGGCCUGGCUGCAGGCCGAGGCGGCCACGCUGCCCAAGCCGCGGGCCUACGGGGCGAGCGAGCUCUACGGGCCCGGCCGGCCGCUCAGCCCGCGGCGCGCCUUCGAGGGCAUCCGGCUGCGCUUCGAGAAGCAGCCGUCGGAGGAGGAGGAGUGGGCCGUGCCCACCAGCCCUUCCAGCCCCGAGGCGGGCACCAUCCGCUGCGCCUCGUUCUGCGCGGGCUUCCCCAUCCCCGAGUCGCCCGCCGCCGCCGCCUACGCCCACGCCGAGCACGCGCAGUCCUGGCCGUCCAUCAACCUGCUGAUGGAGACUGUGGGCUCAGAUAUCCGCAGCUGCCCCCUCUGCCAGCUCGGUUUCCCUGUUGGGUACCCAGAUGAUGCCCUCAUCAAACACAUUGACUCCCACCUGGAGAACAGCAAGAUCUAGGGUGCGUCCCCCACCCAUUGGCUGUUUGUCCAUCUUCUCUCAUCACCCCCAAACACUCACUCACUUUGAAUGCUGCAUGAAUCUCGUGGGGGGCCCCUGCCCCUUGCGACCCCCAGAUACCUCCACUAGCUACCGAGUCAACGUGUGUGCCGUCUUCCCUGGUCUAGGCACCACUCAGCCCUGGCUCUUCCUGGAAGGCCAGCCGAGGUUCUUCCCAGCUCCCUGGCUUCUGCUGGGGGUGGGUGGGGAUCUGGGCUGGGAUGGGGAGGGGCAUACCCCACCCAGCCUCUCCCUUUGCCUUUCUGUUCUCAAGACAGGGUUGGAUCCAAGAAGGUGUCUAGUGCUUGGGCCUGGGGGAGGGGGAGGGUAUCAGAGGACUCUGGGAGCUCCCCUAGCCUCUCCCCAGAUGUCCAUUUUUCUCAGGCUCUGCUCUGUCCAAGGAGCACCUCCCUGUGGGGUCCCAGAGCCUGCCUUGCACGCUGAUACCAGUUCCUCCAUCCCAUGGCCAGCUCGGGGCUCUUGGCACGCCCCCCACCCUUGGGGGAAGGAGGCAUCUUGUUUCUUGCCAUUCCCUGCAGGCCAGUCUUGUUCUCCUCCUCUGCUCCCCUGGGGAAUAGGGAGGGUGGGAGUGGAGAGGGAGGACCCUACAGGACUGGGAGGAUUCAGCCUAAAGAGGCUGCCCGGAGGGCAGGGGGUGCGGGGGUCAUCCUGCACCAUGACCCCCAGGCCAGGGGAAUAUCUGUGCUAGCCUCCCAGGCCCCCGCAUCCCCCUGGAGCCCCUGCCCCAAGACGCAGAUUUGUUAAGAUAGAUGCUCCCCUCCACCCUUACCCUACUCGAGUCCCUGACACCACAGGUGCCCUGGAGCCAGUGUGUGACUUGGCCUCGGUUAGCUGGGUGGGUGUCAUCAGCCCUGCCUCCCAGGCCAGAACCUGCGGAUGGGCCCAGGGUGCUGUUGGAGAUCAACUUCAAAAGAGCUAACCCCCUUCCUGUACCCCAGCGACCCACAUUCCCUCUGUGAAAUCUACCUCAGAGUCGUACCCUCAGAAGGAUGGGUAAGCAGGAGGCCAGGGGGUCCCCAGGGCUGAGGUGGGGAGCUUCCUACGGCAAGAGCCUGCUGCCCCACGAUGAAUCCAACUCCCCCCCCACCCCCGCUCCCCACUGCGAGCCUCUCCCAGGUCUCAGCCCUGGGCUGGUGGCAGUGGGUGCUACCGUCAGUGCAUGUACCAUUCUGAUCCAACACUUCCAGGCCCCCCCGCCUCGUCACACCCCUCCCCUCCUCCUCAGCGCAGGGGAGUGAAGAGGUGUGUCAGGCAGGAAGGGACCAAGGACUCCAGAGACACAUGGCAUUGUAUCUUGAGUGUUCCCUCCUGGGAGGGGAAAUGGGAAAGGGGGCCUGGAGAGGGAGGUGGGGGCCCCUGAGCUCUCUGAACAAGUUGAAAGUCCAAAUAAAACUUACC